CUCUCAUGAUAGAAGGCAGCCCCCCUUCAUCUUUUCCCCCUCCCCCUAUCUGUUCCCCCCUGUAUCCUGAGGACCCCAUCCCCUCUUUUGGCCUCUGGGGUAUUCAUUCUCUAGCAGAGGGAAGAAAAGCACAUCAUAAACAGGCAAACCCCAGGUUGUGCAUGUGCAAAGCAGGAGAAGCAGCUGCUAUAGGCAACAUGAAUGGGGUCUGGGGUGACCUGCCCCGUUAGGUUCAGGGGUAGCAUUGCAUGCUCUGAGAUCCAAACAGAGCAGCCCCCUUGAUCUCCCAUUUCCCUGAUAAAUUAUUGAUCAGGGUGGCUUUUCUUUUCCUUUUCCAAGAUUCCCUAUUUAAGAAAAUCCCCCGGGGCGCUAAGAGUCUGCAAACUGGGACACCCUCUUUCGCUGCUUCUGAACUGAAGCAACCUUGGACUUCCUGUGUCGCCUCCCCACUCCGUAUCUGGAUCUUCCCCUUGUCUCCUUUGGUGUCCUGGAAAAAUUGAGAUCAGGCUGGCAGGGCUGAGGUUCAAAGCGUGAUGCUGCCAGCGAGACGUUUCGAGACUGAGUAGUCUGUCCGAUUUGAAAACUGUCCAACAGCUCACAAACAAAAGGGGGUGCAGGCUGAGUUGGGGUGGCCUGGUUGGGUCUUGCAGAGAUUGCUAUCACACGUCCAGUCUUCUGUAAUGAUGGUCCGGAAAGACGGCGGACAAUCGCAGGCUAUACUACAUAGAAAGGUGUUGCAAAUGCCGAGCCCCUCGCCCUGCCAGCCGCUGGAUGCGAAGUGCCUGGCCAACGAAUGAAUAAGAAGCUGACCAGGAGGAGGGACUCUUGACCAACUGCUAAGAUGGGCAUGAGGAUCAAGCUACACAGCACCGAUCACCCCAACAACCUGCUGAAGGAACUCAACAAGUGCAGGCUGUCGGAAACCAUGUGCGACGUCACCAUUGUGGUGGGGAGCCGCUCCUUUGCCGCACACAAAGCGGUGCUGGCCUGUGCGGCCGGCUACUUCCAGAACCUCUUCCUGAACACGGGGCUGGACGCUGCCAGGACCUACGUGGUGGACUUCAUCACGCCGGCCAACUUUGAGAAGAUCCUGAGCUUCGUCUACACCUCUGAGCUCUUCACGGACCUUAUCAACGUGGGCGUCAUAUACGAGGUGGCGGAGAGGCUGGGCAUGGACGAUCUGCUCAAGGCCUGUCAUUCCACCUUCCCCGACUUGGAGAGCUCGGCUGUUACCAAGCAGCCCUCUGGGUCGGGAGAAGGUCGUUCAGGCCCUUUGGGCGGCACGGCGACAGAACCAAACCAUUCCCUGGGUGAACUCCGGAGCAGUGGGGAGCACUUUGGCUCUGAGCGGAAUUGCAUCUUGCACGGGGAAGUGGCAGGUGGUUACAAAGAGGAUGACAGGAAUCCCAUGAGUGAAGCCGGCCAUAACCUGCCUUUGAUGCAUCAACCACCUCCAAAGACAGAAGAGCAGGAACUGACGGGGCAGUUUGCUUCUGCCACCAACGUGGUGUCUCAACCCAGCCUGGGCAACGUCAACAUGGCCGUUCAAACCACUGCAAGUACCUGCCAGCCCUAUAAGAUCCAGAACAACGGGGACUUCAGCAAGACCAGCUUUUUCGCAGCUGACACCUCGCUGGACAUCUCCACCGGGAGCAACUCCUGCCCCAGCAACAGUGACCAUUCCAAAGACCAGGGCUUCGGGCAGAUGGAUGAGCUGCAGCUGGAGGACCUAGGGGCGGACGAGCUGCACUUCGAAGACGCCAGCGAAGAGCUGGGCCCGGUGGAGGAGGUCAUCGAGCUGAGCGACGACAGUGAGGAGGAGCUGGCCUUUGAGAACGACAGCCGGGAGAGCAAGGCCAUGCCCUGCCAGGUGUGCAAGAAGGUCCUGGAACCCAACAUCCAGCUGAUCCGCCAGCAUGCGAGGGACCACGUGGACCUGCUCACCGGCAACUGCAAGGUCUGCGAGACCCACUUCCAGGACCGGAAUUCCCGGGUCACCCACGUCCUGUCCCACAUUGGGAUCUUCCUCUUCUCCUGCGACAUGUGUGAGACCAAGUUCUUCACCCAAUGGCAGCUCACCCUCCACCGGAGAGAGGGCGUGUUCGACAACAACGUCAUCGUCCACCCCAGCGACCCACUGCCCAGCAAGAUCAACCUGUUUGGUGGAGGGCCCGGCUCGGAGCUGGUAUGCACCGCCUGCGGGAAGCCACUGGCCAAAGAUUUCCACACCGUCCGCGGCCACAUCCUGGACCACAUGAACUUGAAAGGCCAAACAUGUGGCGUGUGCGACCAGCGGCAGCUCAACCUCUGCAGCCUGAUGUGGCACACGCUGUCCCACCUGGGCAUCUCGGUCUUCUCCUGCUCCAUCUGCGCUAACAGCUUCGUGGACCGGCAUCUGCUGGAGAAGCACAUGGCCGUCCACCAGAGCAUGGAAGAGGCUCUCUUCCGGUGCCAUUUCUGCGGCCAGAGCUUCAAACUGGAAGCGGCUUACCGCUACCACGUCAGCCAGCACAAGUGCGGCGGCAGCCUGGAUGUCGUCCGGCCCAGCUUCGGAGACCGGCUCCAGCAGCAAGCCCUCCAGAAGAGGAAGCUGCCGGAGGAAUUCCUGAGCGAGGACCUGGCCCUGCAGAACCAGCCAGGAAACAGUAAGUACAGCUGCAAGGUCUGCGGGAAGAGGUUUGCCCACACGAGCGAGUUCAACUACCACCGGAGGAUCCACACGGGAGAAAAGCCUUACCAGUGCAAAGUGUGUCACAAAUUCUUCCGCGGCCGCUCCACCAUCAAGUGCCACCUGAAGACGCACUCGGGGGCCCUCAUGUACCGAUGCACUGUGUGUGGACACUACAGCUCCACCUUAAACCUCAUGAGCAAGCACGUCGGUGUCCACAAAGGCAGCCUGCCGCCCGAUUUCACCAUCGAACAGACGUUCAUGUACAUAAUCCAUUCCAAAGACGCGGAGAAAAACACAGACAGCUGAUUGGGCGGCGCUGGUGGGGUGGGGGAGCAAACACUAAUUACAAAGCGGUGACUUUUCCCCCCCCCCAGUUUUAACGGUCGGACGUCGUGGAUGGAAUUCUCCUUUUUUUUUUUUUGGCCUUGCCUGGGGAUUUUUCUGUCGGCGUCCUUCAAGUUAACAGCGCGUGAGGUAAACCAAGACGCCCGUUCUCUUUACUUACCUCCAGUCCCCUUAGAGGCCGCUGAGUUCCGUGGGUUGGCAUUUCUUCCCGGGUUUUGGAGCUGAUAAAUGUCGAGCCGGUUAACCCUAGCCUGGCCUCCCGCGGUUUGAGAUCACAUCUAGCUUUAUGCUGCUAUUACCCUGACAGCCGGCCUCAGUGGAGCCGGGACGGGAAGGUGGUGGACACAAAAACACUAAUUGGUUUUCUUCUAGGCUUUGCUGCUACUGGCCUUGGGGCUGGGGGGACUGGCAGGCAACGGGGGGCGCGCCAGGAGUUCGACUCGGUGCUUGAAAGGGGGAUUAGUGCAACUUCUAGCCGCCCGUCUGAGCCAGGGCCACAGUUGCCGAUUGUUCCCUCCUCCACCCCCACCCCCUCGUACCACUUCUGAAGUUGAAAAGUCACAUUUGAGAGCCAGGGAAAUGAAGGAAUCCCAGAGCAGCCCAAGCUCAGGGGCAGAGCUGCUUUGGAGAAAAGAGGAGGUCUCUCUCCAUAAACUAGGCUAGCUUGUCAGGAGGGAACAAUUUACCCUCUCUGCAGAGUCACUGAGCCGGGGGAAGCACGUAGCAAACGCGGGCAGAAGGGCUGGUUUCGCCCUUGUUCUCCCCCCUGCCCUCCCACCCAGACCGAAGAGAAAUGUUUUUAGCGGAGAUCAUCCCCGCCAAGUCCUGGGAUUCUGCGGCCUGCAGUAGCACGUUAACGAUGCCGCGGCACAGAUCUGUAGCUCACCCCGCCCUCCCGAAGUCAGUAGCGCAGCAGUCUGGGGGUUGGGGUGUGGAGAGCAUCGGACAUCCCUGUGCGAAUGGUGCUAGGGCCCGUGCAAAGCCCUCUAGGAUGAGGGUGAAAAGAAACCGUUGCCUUAACUCCUGGGAAGGUGUCUUUGCAGGAGGAGCGUUCUCCCCGCUACAGGGUUAGCCCCCCUACCCCGCAGUAACGGAACGGCCACCGCGUCUGUGACGUGGUUUCUAUCGAAGGACGUAGUCGGUGCCGACGUAAGUUUGCCCCUUCUGCUUUCACCGGGUAACGCUGUUGCUUUUCACACAUGCCCGCUGGUGGGGUUCGGGGUGGCUUUUCCAGCGUCACUGCCCUGGGGCGUGGAGUGGAAAGGCAUGAAUAUGACAUGUAGCAGCCUAGGUGACUCGUACUACCUCAUAACCUGGAAGCGCUCGGGGCUUGAAGCCACGGGAGCCUGUGGACAGGCUCCGGCACUUCCAUACACUCUGAACGCUCUGCCAGCCUCUCCCCACCCAGGGAGCUGCUCUCUGCCACGUUGCAGCUGGAAUGGGCUGACUUGCCCUAGCUUUGCUCGAGGUAGCAGGCCAAAAAUACAUUGCGGCACUGGCCGCGGCUCAGGCGGGCCCCGGGUCUGAGCUGGGUGACUAGUUGGAACCGCCGCCGGUGCCGCAACAUCCACGCUGCUAUUUUUAGUGCACCUGCUCGAGCAAAACCAUCGGGAGUCUGUCCCCCCGGGCUGGGAGGCUCGGUGCCGCUGCAGUGUGGACACCCGCAGAGAAGCGGCGUUGGUCUGGCCUGGGGGCUAGGCGUUCCUCGGUUCGAACCCCACUGCUAACACUAACUUCAUUGUGGCCUUGGGCAAGUCGCUUCACCUCAGUUUCCCCCUCUGUAAAAUGGGGGCGGUAAUACUUGUGGUACCUACCUACCUCCCUGGAGCCUGGUGACGAUUAACCAGUUAAUGUCUGUAAAGCGUGUUGAAGAUGAAGAGCACUUAUGAGUAUUAUGUAGCAUCCUAGGGAAAUGACCCCUCACGUUCCUUUUCGAAACCCCCCCACCCCCGGGUGCAAUAACAGCCCUACAGUGUCGUCCUUCUCCGUACUCUGCUCUCUGUUUCUGGGCCCUGGGAAACGAACACUAGUGCUAAAGGGUGGGAUGCGGAGUGAGCAAUAGGCAGAGGCUCCUCGCUUAGCCUAGCGCGCCAGGAGUCGGUUUGCGGGGGGGCCGUGAUGACUGAGGGUGCCCAAGGAAGGCAGGAGCGUGCGGUCUGAGGGGGCGAGGGCGUUGUGCCGGGAGCCCUGGGGAAUGAAGCAAGUUUCUUGCUCAUCCGUUGAUUAGAGUCAGGCGCGGUCCCGAUUCCGCCCGUCGGACUUUGUGCUCUAGGGCUGGGGUGGGAUUUCCAGGAGGGCAGCAGCCCUGGCCGCAUUUGGAAGUUCUUGCGUUUUAGCACGGUCGUCAGAAUCCCUUCCCGUCUGCAGCUAAUGGUGGUUGUUUCAGUGUCGAGGUUUAACGCCCCCAUCGGCACGUCCUCAGGGCAUGUGAGUGCAGGGGAUGGAGACAGAGCCCUGAAGGCAUCUGGCUGCGUUCCUCCAGGCAGUGCCAGAGCUCGCCCGGGGAACCAACCAUAUCUCCUGAGCAGAAGGAACCCUGCUGACCUCUGCCCUGACGUGCGCUUUCAAAUACUGCUGCCCCAGUCAAACCGCGUGGCACUGAAAAAAGCCAGUGGUGGCGAGACCGUCGUCUGAGAGCUGCCCUCCGCGGUCUGUGUCAUGCUAACCAGUUUAAGGGGUGCUGUAUGCAGACAUCCCUGGGAGGCCCCAAGCUUGACCCAGCCCCUGGAUAUGGCCCUCUAGGGAAGGUGUUUGAAAGAGGAAGCGGAUGUUGAAAUGACAGAAUUCUAGUUCUUGGUUAAAUCUGCCCCGAACUUUGUUAGCACUGGUUGACUUCUGACUUCAUGUCGAACUGAACAGGUUAACCCCUGGUUGUCGGAGAGGGGGUGUCGGACGCCUUUCCCUGCACCACCUGGUGCUGGCUAAACGGACUGCAGGUCUGAACCUGUCUGGGGGUUGCUACGAAGGCUUUUCAAAGAGGCAAGCAGGCUUGGGUGCAGGCAGCUAUCCGGGCAUCAUUCUGACAUGUCCCAGAAGCUGUGUGGAACGCUGCGGGGCCCUGCCCCACGGUUACAGGCCUGCAGACCCGAAUUGAAGCAGUGAAGCAAAAGCCUUUGUGGCAAAAAAAACAAAAAAGAGAGAGACGCUUGGACACUGAAACACUAACGGGCAAGCAACACCCUGCCCCAGGUCAGGGGAAGGGAAGGCUGGUGCCUGCCCCUUUGUCAUUACUCCGGUCUGUGGCUACGUCUACAGUACGAGCUAGGGGUGUGAGUCCCCCUUUGUGGACACAAACUCAUUGAGGGAGCCGUGGAGCCAUCUGAAACUGAUGGGUAUUUCCUUGGCACGGCUAAGGCAGGCCCCCGGGCUUCGACGGCUCCGCAGCUCAUAGUGUAGAUGUAGCCAGCGUGUUGAGGAAGGGGGAGCAGCCCGAGCUCAGAUCCCUGCCCACCUCUGUCUUUGGCUCUUCCCUGGGUUAUGACCCGUUCACGUUCUCCCUCAAAACACUCCGAGAGCGGCAGCCAUUUGACGUGUGUGGUUGUGGAAGUGAAAAAAAUUCCAAUUUGCAAAACGCUAUCACGAGUUCAGUCCCUUAGUUUCUCCUCCUUGAAUUCUCCGAAUUGGGCUGAGGCCAAAACCUGGGCUCUCCCUCCCGGCCUGGGGAUCCAAUGGCAGGAUCCAGCCCUCGUCCCCCGGAGCGCCCUCCCUCAAUAUGUCAGCCCUAAACUCCAUGGGAGUCAAGUGGAACCUUUCUGCUGGCUUUGGUGGGUUUUAGAGCGAGGCCCUAACCCCAGACACGAUGACCAAUCUGCAACGGGUCCUGGUGUCUUCCCUUGCUUGGUGCCACCAUCUUUACCAUUCCGUUUUCUGCCUCCCCUUUGUCAUGGGGCUACCAUUGGGUCUUGCCAGCCAGGCUAGGAGAUCAAGCAGUCUUCACGAGCAAUGUCCAUGCCGCUUUGCGUAUCAGGAGGGCAGGAUUAGGUGGAGUCCAGAGACAGAAGGAGUUUCUCUCAUGCUUUCACUCUGAAACCAGAGCAGGCUGCUCUGAUCCCUGGGGCUAGAGUCCAAAAUCCGUGUCUCCCACGCCAGACAUGUCCUGCUGAUGCCCCCAGCUCGCAGAGCUGGCUCCAGUACUGUUUUUUUGGUUUACUGCCUAACAAUUAUUCAUUCCCUGGCCUCACUUCAGAAGCAAAACGCUACUUAUCAUGGGAAAAGGUAACAGUAUUGUCUGGUAGACCAUACAGGGGGCUGGGAGAGAGACCCCCUGGGCUCUGUUCCCAGCUUUUCCACUGGCUCAGUGUGUGUUCUUGCUUCAGUUACCCCCCCCCAGUCUGUAAACAUGGGGGACACUAAGAAAUACCUACCUCACAUGGGGGAGGGUGUGAGGUUUCAUUCUUGUUCGUAAAGUGCUUUGGGAUCCUUGGGGAUGAAACGGGGGCUUGUAACAGGACAACAUGUUGUCAACGAUCCAAGCUGCACUGUAGGGUUCUGUUUAAUCCCAGGGGCCUGCCACGCUAAUGGAGCUUGAAGCAAGCUGCCCAUCUCUAACCAAAAAGGCAGCGGUGUCCCAAUGGAGAACGUAACCUUCUGAGACUGAUAUCUGUAUUUCUGAAACACAAACGGGGUUUGCUUUCAUUCCUCCCCUCUCUCGAAGGAUCCAGAUCUCUUUUAAAAAAAAAAUGAAGCAGAAAAACGAGUUGUAAUUACUGUCUAACCUUUUCAUUAAGUUAAUAGUAGGUACUGACCUGAUAUUUAAGUGGUUACUAUCUAUUUGCUGUAAAGUUUUGUAUAUUUUGUAAACUUUUCCCGCCACCCAAAAUAGUAGAUGUCUAAAAUCGUUGUACAUCGGAUUCUUUUAUACUUCAUCAUCCAGCACAAAGUGUGGUUUUUAUUUAGAAUAAUAAAAUGGAAAACAGCCA
Molecule: messenger RNA, 7935 nt
Organism: Chrysemys picta bellii (western painted turtle)
Lineage: Eukaryota; Metazoa; Chordata; Testudines; Emydidae
Gene: ZBTB39
Product: zinc finger and BTB domain containing 39
Biological process (GO): regulation of transcription by RNA polymerase II
Cellular component (GO): nucleus
Molecular function (GO): protein binding; DNA-binding transcription factor activity, RNA polymerase II-specific
Source: RefSeq, a predicted model, not a curated record